AUGGAGCAUUUCGGGGGAGGGAACUGGACAAUGAUCCCCAGCAUACAGUCCCACAGUAAUCCCACUACACCCUCCAAUCAGGACCAUCUAUUCCUCCAACAACAACAGCAAUCGCAAUUCAAUCAACAGCAAUUUCAACCACAAUUCAAUCAGCAGCAGCAGCAGCAGCAACAACAACAACGUUUUCCUCAACAACAAACACCGCAACAGCAACCACAGCAAUCACUUGCCUCUCUCUUCCACCUCCAGCAUUUGGUAGAAAAUUUGGCGGACGUUGUUGAGAAUGGGACGCGGGAUCAGCAAACUGAUGCAUUGGUAACCGAGUUGAACAACCAAUUUGAGAAGUGCCAGCAGCUGUUGAACACGAUUGCAGGGACAAUUAAGGCAAAAUCGACGACAGUGGAGGAGCAAAAGCACAAAUUGGUGGACACUGAGAACUUACUGAAACAAAGAAGGGAUCUUAUUUCAAGUUACAGAGAUUCAGUAGAAGAGCUUAUCAAUUCCGAAAUCUGA
This is a messenger RNA of Fraxinus pennsylvanica, 513 nucleotides long. The record is from the annotation of a GenBank genome assembly. Lineage: Eukaryota; Viridiplantae; Streptophyta; Magnoliopsida; Lamiales; Oleaceae.